AUGGCGCUCAGUACUUCUCACAAGCACAACUUCGAUGCCCUUCCUCCCGAUCUGCUGGAAGUGUACCUACGAUACAAAAGAAGCACGCGUGCCAUUUUACUGUGGUUACUAGAGCAUGGCCCAGAACCCGACAAGCCAGUCAGGAGCGUCGUUCUCCGAGAGCUGGAAACUAUGGCACGGACAGUGAAGGAGAAGAUCAGCUACAUUCCUGACAUUGUGCAUUUCUACUUUCGCGAGACCAUUUCAGACCGAAGCAAACUCAGCAAAUACUUCCGCAUCCAAAGCUCUGCAGCCAUCAAUGACCAGGCUACCAUCAACCAUGAGCAUUUCACUGCAACGCAAGCCUCUCUCUCUAUCUCUUUCUCUCUCUCUGUCGUCAGUGUUCAGACCACUUACUUUUCUGACAGUUUGACCAAAAUCUACAACGACCUUUGCAUAGCCUUUCCCCUACCGGAGCUUCCAAAUCAGCGACUAUCAGAAUUACAGCCAUCAAAAUGUGGCCUGACUCGGAUGUCCAACCGAUACGACGGUCUAGCUGUUGACGAAGCCGAUACCCAGGAAGGGGAGGGCAACAAUCAUCUGACUAUAAUUGCACAACCCGUCUCAUCACCUGUACCCCCGACAUUCCCUGAUGCCACUGAAAUGCAGAUCCGACUCACCGAUGAUGAUCUCGGCAUGGCAUUCGAGAUAGCAGCUACAGUCCAGCGCAUACAAGAGAUCUCAAGCUCCGUUGAGCAUUAUUGGCGACUUGCCACAAGACGCACCGUCUCAUUCCCAGUCGCUUCUUUCACCACAAAUGCCGCCUUCGCGUCACUGCGCCAGCUUGUGGACGGACUCCUGCAACGCGAGUCAAACCUCGGCCUCUCAACCAUUUACGACACGCCUUUCUCGUUCAAUGACUCAAAGCAAUAUACAGACACGUCAAAAGUUCGCGGUGCCAGCUCGACGUUGCUUGGUCGUUUACGGCAUAUUGUGGAGACACUCUCCGAGUAUCAAGAUGGCGAUAUGGACGUAUGCGACCCUUUCUGCCUCAAAUGCGGUCAUAGACUUGCGAAAGAAGUUCAGACCAGAGUCAUUCUUGGUACAGCCGGCAGCAAGUCUCUCUCUGAGGCUCUCAUUGGAAAUAUGAUUCAACUAGUGAUCUUUGAGAUGUUGCCGCCCGGUAGAAUCAGAGGGAGUACACCAUUGUAUCAGGAUUUUGAGGAGCUCAUCAGGGAUGUUGAUCCUGUUGACCUCAACGGCCAUCCCUGGUCGGUCAUUUUUGGAUUGAACAUCUUGACUCAGAGCUACAGAGUCUUCCUUCGAACCCUCAAGCGGCCGAAUUUGGUCUCGCAAUGUCGUGUCAAUGCCUUGAAACUUGCCCAGCAAGUCUCCUCUGAAAUCAAGUUGACGCUCGCCGACAGCGGCACAUUUCCCUGCCGCUGUGCCGGAACGAUAGGGCAGCAUUUGCACCGCAUGGAAGUCGAGUUGCAAUGGUAUGUGGGCCACAACUGCUGGGAUCUUGUGAAUCAGGCACCUUGGGUUGCUGGCAACCAUGUCUUGGAGAUCCUAGAUCUCUGCAACUACUACGGCAACCAUUUGCUCAAGUACCGACAUUUCGUGGGCGCCGUUCUUCACUCGUACAACUGUUUGACCAAACUGGGUGGACUAGAAAAGAUUCCUAUUUUGGAGCAAUUAUGUGUUCAAUUUUGCGGAAUUCUAUUCCCAGGUGGCACCCUCCCAGAGGCCAACUUCUAUGCUUGUUGGGCACGCUGUGUUGGCGCCAGACUGAAAUUUGACCAGCGUCACAACGGAAAGCACCCGCAUGACAAUUGGUGUUUUACUAUCCCCGCACCAGCGGCAAAGGCAGCUGCUGGAAUUGACAUACCAGAGCACCGACAUCAUGGCAAGGCCGAAUGUUUGCUGUUCCAGAUCAAACGCCAGGGAUACCAUAUCUCAGAAGAUCAGUGGAAAGACCUCGCCCGUGCUUCCAAGAGCCCUGACCAAACACAAAAGGGCGGAGUCGAGAAGGGCGGCAUUCAGACGAACGCCAAACUAUCAGCCGGCGUUACCCAUACGGAUAUGCUGCUACAUCUGACUACAGCCAUUCAGGAGACUUUCACCCAGUCAGCUGAGACACCACUGCCCAGUGCUCGACUGAAUGUUUUCGCAGUCUUCCGGAAGUGCGCACAUGUGAUGUCGCAAGUUUCGGACAAUGUCCGUUGUAAAGAAGUUGAGAAGAAUGGAGGCAUCUGCAUUUGCUUCUGCCAUGCUAUCCUGGAUGCUGCUGAGCGUAUUGUUAAGAGCAGACGGUUCGGUGAGCUUGAAGUAUGGCAGAAGGAUGAGCGUUUUUGGGUCGAGGAGAUGAAGAAGGCAAUUCAAAUGUCCUUUGGCGACGUCAAUGCAGAAGACCUGUUGUGGGAUAUCUAG
This is a messenger RNA of Exophiala xenobiotica, 2409 nucleotides long. RefSeq lists its product as uncharacterized. The coding region runs from base 1 to 2409 and encodes 802 amino acids. Lineage: Eukaryota; Fungi; Ascomycota; Eurotiomycetes; Chaetothyriales; Herpotrichiellaceae. The record is from RefSeq and is a predicted model, not a curated record. The transcript has 2 exons.